UCAGGCUAAAAAGAGCUCAAAACCAAAAAUCACCAGUUCAAAUGUCUGAAAGGGAAAACACAAAGAAGUGAAACUACCAGGCCCGAUAAACAUCGUGGACAUGAUAAUGAUGGAGUACAGCUUUGUCACUGAAGCCUAGGCUAGAGCUCCCAAAUGGCCACUGUCGUCGCACGUGGUAUUCAGGGUGGGUUGAGGCCGGCGUGGAGGAGAUCUGCCCAGGUGCAAAUGCAGUAUGGAAGAUCAACACUUCGGGCCGCCAGCUCCAGCACCGUCAGUACAGGACCUCAGAACGGGCCACGACACUCAGACUUAGCACCCUGGUACAGGUCCUGUUUGUUCGUUCCCGGCGACAGUGAACGAAAGCUGAGAAAGUCAGUAGAAUGUGGAGCUGACUUGUGUAUUCUGGAUCUGGACGAUGGCGUUGGACAUGACAAAAAGGCCAUGGCUAGAGAGAUGAUAUGCAACAUAGUACCACAAUUGGUCUAUCCAAGUACAACAAAUACGCUGGUUCGCUUGAAUGCCACCUCGGCACUGACAAGGGAUGGUUUAUCUCAGCUGGAGCUCGAUGUGGGCAUGCUGAGCACCAUGAAGACGCUGCCCAGCGCCGUGGGCCUGAGCAAGGCCGACACGGCGCAGGACGUUGAAACGUUCAUCACGCUGCUCGACAAGUACUUGCCACAAGACAUUCCUCCGCUGGGUAUCUACCUGAUGGUUGAGUCACCUCUAGCCAUUGUCAAGCUGGAGGAUAUCUGUAGCGCAUUGGUCAACGCGUCCCAGAGCAUGCGUUUGAAAUCGUUCCUGCCGGGUGGCCUGGCUUUCGGCCACAUGGAUUACUGCACCGACAUGGGCAUUGACACUACCGUCUAUGACCGCAGCAAGUUUCUCUUCGCUGAGCAGAAGCUGGCCACCGUAGCAAGGGCGUACCGCUUGCAGGCCAUGGACUGUGCAUAUACGCUGGUCAAGGACCUGGACGGUCUCCGCACGGACUGUCAGCAUGCCAAGCAAAGCGGCUUCACAGGCAAGACGUUGAUCCAUCCUAGCCAUGUGUCCGUUGCCAAUGAGGUGUUCUCACCGCCAGCUAAACAAGUGGCUUGGGCGCGUGGCCUCCUCGAUGCAUAUGCAAGGCACAACGCUGACGGACAGGCGGUGUUUGUUCAUGAAGGUGAGCUGGUAGACGAGCCUAUAUUUCGCCGCGCUCGCUUGACGCUGGAAGCUGCAGAUCGGCACAGCUCCGUUUAGUUCAGCAGAACGGCGGGACCAGCCUGUCAAAACUAUUCCCAUGCCACGGCAAGACAACAACUGGCCAAUGUGAUUCAGUCAGUAAAGCAGGGCAGACUUGAAUACAUGAAAAUAAUAGGCCUGCAAACACGAAUAAAUAAAAUCUGAAUGAAUGAAUGAAGACUCCCCACACAUCCCAUGUAGAAAGCAGAUUUAGCUUGGCAAGCAUCUCAGAUACCUAGGCGGGGUUAGUAGGCAAUCGCCGAACGCAGGCACACUCAUACUUCGUUGUUCAAGAAUCAAGAUGCUUCCGAGAAGUACCUGUUUUGGCAAUACCGGUAUGCUAUUAGGCGCGGUCCAGGCUGCAGUGAUAGAUGACAAGCCACACAUGCAUUUUACUCUAGACCUGUUCGUUUUAUAUUGGAAAUGAUACGUCGCCUUGCCUUUUAUUGCAGAGGAUUCUAUCAACCAUUUCUCAAUCAACCAUUGUGAUCAUGAGUCAAUGCGCGA
Messenger RNA from Sycon ciliatum, 1728 nucleotides. RefSeq names its product citramalyl-CoA lyase, mitochondrial-like. Bases 154 to 1239 code for a protein of 361 amino acids. Gene Ontology annotation, biological process: regulation of cobalamin catabolic process. The record is from RefSeq and is a predicted model, not a curated record. The transcript is spliced from 6 exons. Gene Ontology annotation, molecular function: (S)-citramalyl-CoA lyase activity. Lineage: Eukaryota; Metazoa; Porifera; Calcarea; Leucosolenida; Sycettidae.